Messenger RNA from Penicillium diatomitis, 714 nucleotides. RefSeq names its product phosducin family protein. The coding region runs from base 1 to 714 and encodes 237 amino acids. Gene Ontology annotation, biological process: protein folding. NCBI's taxonomy places the organism in Eukaryota, Fungi, Ascomycota, Eurotiomycetes, Eurotiales, Aspergillaceae. The record is from RefSeq and is a predicted model, not a curated record. The transcript has 3 exons. Gene Ontology annotation, cellular component: cytoplasm.
AUGGAAGUCGAGGUCAAUCCUAAUGAGGAUACUGAGUGGAAUGACAUUCUCCGUCAGCAUGGAAUCAUUCCUGAGAAACCAAAAGACCCUGAACCUCUUAUUCAAGAAGCUUUGAUCGAGGCUGAGCGAAGAGCACACGAGAACCGACUUGAAGACAAAGAUCUCGCCGAGCUUGAUGCGCUCGAGGACGAAGAAGACGAGGAUUUCAUCCAGCAAUACCGCCAGAAACGCCUAGCAGAGCUGUCCACCCUCCAGCAAACGAGCGUCUUCAACCAAGUCUAUCCACUCCAAAAAGUCGACUACGCGCGCGAAGUCACCGAGGCUUCAAACAAUGCCUAUGUCUUCGUUCACUUGACGUCCCCGAGCGCCAACGUCGAGUCACGCGUGCUUACUGAGCUCUGGCGCCAGAUGGCCGCCAAGUUCGGAGAUAUCAAGUUCUGCGAGAUUCGCGCCGACAUGUGCAUUGGGGGAUACCCGGAGAGAAACACUCCGACAAUUCUCGUGUACAAGGAUACUGAAAUCAGAAAACAAUUAGUCACGCUACGAGAACUCAAUGGCCCGCGUACAAAGCUGGCAGAUCUGGAGCGAUUACUCGUUGACAUUGGCGCAAUCAAAGAGAGCGACGUCCGUCUCAAGAAGCGCGAUGAUUCCGACGACGAACACACAAAGCAGGACGAUCUCAAUGUGGAAGAUUAUGACGACGACUGGGACUGA